CUCCAUCCCGCCCAGGCUGCGAGCGCAGCGAGGUGCAGAGGGAUCCGAGCUGCCCAGCUGGCAGGUUCGGCGCGAGGGGAAGGGGCGUGCUGAGGGGACCAGAGGCCGGACGCCAGCCGGGGCCGGAGCAGGAGCGCGGCGCUGAGCCCGGGGAAGCUGCGCCGGCGACGCGGGGUCUGGCGCGCCAUGGCGCACACAGGGACGCGCUUUUCUGCUUUGCAGCCAGCCCGGUUGGUGGCCGGAGAUGCCAAGAUGUUUGCGCUGCACGGCUGCACAGUUUUGAGAGGGAGAUGACUUAAGUGGCCAGCUCUUAUCUCUACAACAAUGUCCAUGAACAAUUCCAAACAGUCAGAGUCUCCUGCAGCUGGGCUCCUUUCAAAUACAACCUGCCAGACACCAGAAAACAGGCUUUCCGUCUACUUUUCAAUAAUCUUCAUGACUGUGGGAAUCUUGUCAAACAGCCUUGCCAUUGCCAUCCUCAUGAAGGCGUAUCAGAGAUUCAGACAGAAGUCCAAGGCGUCCUUCCUGCUGCUGGCCAGUGGCCUGGUCAUCACAGACUUCUUUGGCCAUCUCAUUAAUGGAGCCAUAGCCGUGUUUGUGUACGCGUCCGAUAAGGACUGGAUCCGCUUCGACCAGUCCAACGUCCUUUGCAGCGUUUUUGGUAUCUGCAUGGUGUUCUCUGGCCUGUGCCCACUGUUACUGGGCAGUGCAAUGGCCAUCGAGCGGUGCAUUGGAGUCACCAAACCAAUAUUUCAUUCUACCAAAAUUACAUCCAAACAUGUGAAAAUGAUGUUGAGUGGAGUGUGCUUGUUUGCAGUUUUUAUAGCUUUGCUGCCCAUCCUUGGACAUCGAGACUAUAAAAUUCAGGCAUCAAGGACCUGGUGCUUCUAUAACACAGAGCACAUCAAAGACUGGGAAGAUAGAUUUUAUCUUCUGCUUUUUUCCUUUCUGGGGCUCUUAGCCCUUGGUGUGUCACUAUUAUGCAAUGCCAUCACAGGAAUUACACUUUUAAGAGUUAAAUUUAAAAGUCAGCAGCACAGACAAGGCAGGUCUCAUCACUUUGAAAUGGUCAUCCAGCUCCUGGCUAUCAUGUGCGUCUCCUGUGUUUGCUGGAGUCCGUUUCUGGUGACAAUGGCCAAUAUUGGAAUAAAUGGAAAUAAUUACCCGAAAACUUGUGAAACAACUCUGUUUGCACUCCGGAUGGCGACAUGGAAUCAGAUCUUAGACCCCUGGGUGUAUAUUCUUCUACGGAAGGCUGUACUUCAGAAUCUCUACAAGCUUGCCAGGCGCUGCUGUGGUGUGCAGGUCAUCAGCUUACAGAUCUGGGAGCUAAGCUCCAUUAAAAAUUCCUUAAAGGUUGCAGCUAUUUCUGAGUCACCAGUUUCAGAGAAAAUAAAUCAGCAAGCACUUAGUUAAAUAGGGCGGUAAGUCAGUGUAGGGUUAGAGCGCAACUGAGAAAUGGUUGACAAUGUUUCAGUUAACUAGAUGAAAACCUAGAGCCUAACUGGAAAAUUCAGACCUCAGCAUGUAGUUUGGGGGUAUUUUGGUCAGAUUCAGCUCCUGAAAUUUGCUCAAUGAUCAUUAUAAUUGUAUAUGUUCACUUGCUUUGUCAACUGGAGGUAGACCUAGUGAAAUAAUGUCAUGGGUGUCAAAUAGGAAAGCAUUUUUCAGCUUAUCUGUGUUAUUCAUGCUUUGGGUGAAUCUGUUGAGGCCUAAUGUAUUUAUUUGUACAGGGAAACAGCUCUGUAGGGGUCACUGCUGUGUAGCUCUUCCUUAUAGAUUAGGCUCAAUGAAUGGUGCCUCCUCGGUGUUGGAUCUGGUCUGUUUUUAUCCCUCACUAUUAGCCUCAGUCAAUACAUAACUGCUUGGUCAUGACACCCGGGAUUCACUGCAGCGUCAUUCUGCCAAUCUCUGCAGGUGCAGGUCUGGCUGACAGGUUGCCUGAUCUUGCGAACCUGUUUAGAACAGGCCCGUGCUUGUCAUAGUUGACAAAUAUGACAGCUUGCAUUUAUUAUUAUGAAAGUCAAUUGUGGUUUGAAGGGUUUUUUUGGGUAAGUUAUAGAUUUUCGGUUUUCAAAUAAUUCCUUCUUCCUCUCAAAAUGUUAAUGCCCUAGUACCCAGUAAAGGUUAAGAGAAACCACAGAUCUAUGUCAGCACUUAGGCAACUUGCCUUGUGGCAGGUUCUGAGAAGCAAUCCCUCCCGUGGGUAAAGCAAAAACACAGAACCCAAACCCCAGGGAGGGGCAGGAGGAACACUCGCGGAGGUGCUUUACCCAGAGUCAUCAUUUGGGUCGGAGAACACAGAUUUGUGCCAAAGAAACACGGUCAAUAUAUAAAUUUGAAGACUAUCUAAAGAUAGUGUUUCUGCUUUAUACACACACACACACAUGGAUAUCAGAAAAUUCUGUUGCAAGUACAUUCAAUAAAUCUAUAAAAUUGCAUCUUCUGAAUCCUUUGCUACCAGAAUCAAGGGGGUAAAGAUUAGCAAUGAGCCAAGCAUUUGGAGAUCAUUUAGAAUACGUGCUGCUUAAAUGAGCCCUCGGGGAUUACUUAAAUGCUUAGUAAUCUCUCCCCAAAUUUCCCUAUGAUAUUUCAGACUUUUUCUUUGUAUAAUUCAACCCAAAGGAUAUUAGUAUUCAUUUAAAAUUUUCUAGAUCCAUCACAGAAUAAGGUAGGCAGCUCUGCUUUACAGUAGGAAAAUACAUUUCUGUGUAAGAGUUCUUUGCUUUUAUUAACUUGGAUUCAUUUUAAAAUUUAUCUUCCCUGUUAGGCUGAUUUCAGAUUCUCUAGGAAAUAUGUGCAAUUCAAAUAGACUUAAAUUAUCAAGUUCGCAAACUUCUGCUUUUGAUUGUUUAUUUACAUUGGAAGUUGUUAUUAACUUCUGUGAAUUUUGAUACAUUCUAUCAAGUAAGUGAAAAGAAAUGAAGAAAAUACCCUCGUUGAAUAUUUAAAAGGAGUCAGGUUUUUUUUGUUGAGUUUAAAGAAGAGAAAUACAUAGACACUGGCGCAUGAUAUUCUUAAUUUAAGAUCAGUAAAUGAUUAGUCACACAAAUUUAGGUUAUUAUAUAUAGAACACAUCUGAAUAGCAGACAACUGACAAAUACUUGCCAGAUUAAACUAUAGGUAAUAGUUUCUUUGUAUCAAGUGAACAUGAAAUUGCAAAGUUUUGAGCAUUUUAAUUUAAAGCGACCUUGAUUGGUUAUUGUAGUAUAAAUGUGUGUGUGUAUGUUUGUAUAUAAGCAUGUAUGUGUGUGUAUAUUUAUCUCCAAUGAAUAUACUUAAAAAAGGGUUGCAGUUGACAACUGCUGUUGCAUUACAUAAAUUUUCUCUUGUGUCUCAAGAGCACUUCAAGCUUAGAACUUUCAGGUAGGUGAUUUGCUUUCCGAGCAGGUAUUUAUUUUGUACAGCUACUUGGUAGUGUUGGUGUCCUGGGUACUAAGGCAGGAGGAACCAAAUCUCCGCAAUUCCUCAUCGUGCUGGAGAGGAUGGUGCAGAGAGCGUGUCCGUGGAUUUUGACUGGGGAGACGCACGGAGGAGAAACUUAUCCUCCGACAGCCCCAAGCCUCUUCUCCUGGAGACUCCUAAAUGCAUGGCAGAAUUCUUGUCCUAUUGCCGGGAUGUCGCCCUGGCUGUGCUGUUGUGACGUGAUCAUGUGUGAGAAUAUGAGAGCAUGCAAAGCUUUGGGGAGGGAGAGAGGAGUUACUCUGGGCCUUUCCUAGAAGGGCCGUCUACGUUAUCCGAGCAUAGGUUUGGGACAAAUUGGUCUUAAAAUGAUGUUAAACCCAAGAAAGUGACAUUCAAGGUUGAAGAAAAAAAUCAGUGAAAGAAUAUGUGUUUGCAUUAUUUUAGCCUUCUCUUCCAAGGAAAACCAAGUUAGAGAAAGUGAACUCAACCAUGUGCAUACCUGACUUCAGAAUUUUAUUUCUGUUAUUAUACACGGUGCAUGUAGUUUGGUAACUUACUGUAUAACGAAUAACAGAGUGAAGCGUCUAUCGAUAACUUUCACAUAAACGUUCAAUGUGAAGUAAUAUUUGUUCAGAUUUCUGGAAAUAGUACAUACAGUUUCAACAAGUUUGCCAAUGUGAGUGUUUUAAGCUCUGUUUGAAAACUCUUAAUUAAACCUCCAGAGUAACUGGAUUAGUCUUCAAAUUGGGUAAAGUUGUAUGGAAGCAACUUCACAUACUAUUUGAGUAUGUGAUUUCUGGGGAAUUACAUUAUACUGGGGAAAUGAAUUAAACAGUGCCCUGCUUUUUCCAGGUGUUUGUGAGUUUUUAAAAAUUGAGACGAAACCCCCCUACACAUGGGUUUUUAUGAUUAUCAAUACAGAGACAAGUAAUUCUAACUCGUAAUUAGUUGUGAGUACAUCCAAAAACAUCAGAUCUUUUACCAAUGGAUUUAACUAAGUGAUAAAAAUAUGCCCUUACAUUAUUUUUUUCUAGAAAAGUUGCUUCUAAUUAUCAACAUAUCUAAAGAGGAAAAUAUCUAAAAGUUAAUAAAGGCACAUACAGACAGAGUUAUUACGUAUUGGGUGGUCUUGUUUGCUCACUUCAUACAUAAAAAGAAAAACCUGUGGUCGUUUUGUGCCUAAUUUGAGUUAGAACCCAGAUAAGAGCACUUGUUAAAUAGUGAAUUUGUUCUGUGAAAACUGUUAUUAGCUUCACCUGUAUACCAUCAUUGCUCUGAAUCAAUGAAAUGUUUAGAGUCAGAAUAUAAAGGUUGGGAAUAUACAAUUUAUUAUGUCUUCAUCUAGGUGUCAAAGAUCUCACCACCUGGUAAAUAAUGUUGUACUUCAACUUGUUACCGAAACAUUGUAAUAGUAGAUAAAAUGUGUUUUUGUCUUGUGAAUAAAUGUGUUUUCUGCUCUUUGUACUUGUUGGAUUGUAUAAGAUAUUCAAUGAUAUAUGUAUAUUUUGUUGCUUGUGUUGGUAUGCAACUCAUACAGUUUUAGUGCUUUAACUAGCUUAAAACU
Nycticebus coucang (slow loris) is the source of this 4969-nucleotide messenger RNA. It is a transcript of the gene PTGFR, whose product is annotated as prostaglandin F receptor. Gene Ontology annotation, cellular component: plasma membrane. The transcript has 3 exons. Gene Ontology annotation, molecular function: prostaglandin F receptor activity. Lineage: Eukaryota; Metazoa; Chordata; Mammalia; Primates; Lorisidae. The record is from RefSeq and is a predicted model, not a curated record. The coding region runs from base 325 to 1416 and encodes 363 amino acids. Gene Ontology annotation, biological process: adenylate cyclase-activating G protein-coupled receptor signaling pathway; inflammatory response; positive regulation of cytosolic calcium ion concentration.